This is a messenger RNA of Lactuca sativa (garden lettuce), 1020 nucleotides long. RefSeq names its product zinc finger A20 and AN1 domain-containing stress-associated protein 4. Gene Ontology annotation, molecular function: zinc ion binding; DNA binding. The record is from RefSeq and is a predicted model, not a curated record. Lineage: Eukaryota; Viridiplantae; Streptophyta; Magnoliopsida; Asterales; Asteraceae.
CAAUUUUCAUUUGUCCUCUCAUUUUAGACAUUUUCACAAACACUUGGCCCUCAUCUCCCUUUCCCCUGCUGCUAUAUUUCUUCCCCCACCCUUUCUCCUCCCCACCUCCUCUGUGUGGUCCUCUUCCUCCCUCAUACCCAUCUGGGUUUUCAAAGUUUCUCUGAUUGCAUCUUCUCCUUUUGCAAUUUCGUGUAUUUGAGCGAUUGAUUUGGGUGUCAAUCGAUCGCUCACGACACCUUUUGGCUGAAGACGAAUCUGUCGAGAAAGUUUGAAGAAGAACGAAAAUGGCUGAGGAACAGGAAUGGCACGAAGCAAGCAAUCACGUCCUCUGCGCGAAUAACUGCGGCUUUUUUGGUAGCCCUACGACGCUCAACCUCUGUUCUAAGUGCUACAAAGAUCAUCGCCUGAAAGAACAACAUAUGUCGAAUGCCAAACUCGCCGUCGAAAAAAGCCUCACCCCGCCGCAAGCCCCACAACAACCUCCACCACCACUGGAAACAUCUUCUUCCUCUGGCACAUCAGUAUCUCUUUCCGUCACUACAGAUCUAGAAUCGGGUGCUGUGCCUCCGCCUCCGGUGGCGGUUGAGGUUGUUCCGAUUCCGAAACCGCAGCAGCGGAACCGAUGCGGGUCAUGCAACCGGCGCGUGGGGCUAACGGGGUUCACGUGCAAGUGUGGGACUACUUUCUGCGGGACCCACCGAUAUCCGGAGCUCCACGCCUGCAGUUUUGAUUUCAAGACAAUUGGGAAAGAAGCCAUCUCAAAGGCGAAUCCAGUGAUCAAGGCUGCAAAACUCAACAAGAUUUGAAAAGAUUUAAGCCGUUGGAUGGUUGUGCUUGUUGAUCUUACGGUUGAUAUUGGAGGUACAGGGUAUGGGAGAUGGUCAAGGUCCUGUGGGGGGUGUUUGGUUUGAUUUAUUGUUUCUUGUUUGGUUUAUUGGGUCAAUUUUAGUUUUUUUCUAUGUUUGUAAAAAGAUUAAAAACUUGGAAAUGAAAUUAUGGUCCACUAAUUUUUAGGUUAAA